Carlito syrichta (Philippine tarsier) is the source of this 711-nucleotide messenger RNA. It is a transcript of the gene POLD4, whose product is annotated as DNA polymerase delta 4, accessory subunit. The annotation marks the transcript as partial. The transcript is spliced from 3 exons. The record is from RefSeq and is a predicted model, not a curated record. NCBI's taxonomy places the organism in Eukaryota, Metazoa, Chordata, Mammalia, Primates, Tarsiidae. Gene Ontology annotation, cellular component: delta DNA polymerase complex. Gene Ontology annotation, biological process: DNA synthesis involved in DNA repair; DNA-templated DNA replication. Gene Ontology annotation, molecular function: DNA-directed DNA polymerase activity.
GGAGCAGCUGUCGUUGCAGGGGAGGAGCCCCGGCCGCCCGGCGAGGAGGCCGCGGAGCUGGAGCUGCUGAGGCAGUUUGACCUGGCCUGGCAGUAUGGGCCCUGCACAGGGAUCACUCGGCUGCAGCGUUGGCAUCGGGCAGAGCAGAUGGGUUUGGAGCCUCCUUCCGCGGUGCGCCAGGUGCUCAAGACCCACCCGGGAGACCCUCGCUUUCAGUGCAGCCUCUGGCAUCUCUAUCCACUGUGAGGCACCUCCUUGGACCUUCUGACCCUGGCACUCCUGCUAACCACCCGAGAACCUCAGGACAGAAGUGACAGCCCACUGCUACUACUCAGCUCGGCUCUGCUGUGGAGGAACAUUCAGCAGGCUGAAUCUGGAGGUCUCUGUGGCUCAGCUCCUCACCAGCAGGCAACAGGCUCCCAGAGCCCCCUCCGAGAGCCUGUGUAGCUGAAACUGAGCACCUCCUGGAGGGAGAGUCAUCUCUGAGAACACGGACCUGGCCAUGACCCUUCUGAUGCCGGCCGCAUGCCUCCCUGACCUGUGGUGCGGCAAACUUGGCAUAGCCUUGAUCAGGGCCAGAUGCAGGCAGAUGGUCUAAGAGGCCAGGAUGCACUCCCUACCCCAGGCUGGGAAUCUGAGGGCAGGACUGGUGGAGCUCAUAGGGCAAGGGAUUCACAAAUGCUUAUCAAUAAUAAAACAUUGAGUCUAGAA